AUGCAAAACCUGCAAAACCUGCACUCCGCCACACGCCUCAUCCGGAUCUCAUGCCAUCACUGGGUCGUGAGGCUGGUGACGUGGCACUCGAGUCCGGCGAAGCGGGUCUCGGGUGGCUCAGUGCCAACGGAGCGCGGCUUUCGGUUGCAAUUUAUGAGUCUGUGCCACUCACAGAUACCCUUGCACCCGUUUGCUUCUGUGGCUUGCUCCCGGUCUUGGGGAAUCGCAGAUCUCUGGGUUUUGCACGGUCGCCAGUCUACAUCCAUCGCCAUGUCACCGGAGCGAGCCCGAGCAAUGAUGAAGUCACCCGGGGUCUUCGCUCGCUUCCAGGACUGGAACCAACGACGAGCCCACCUGUGGCCCCUGUUCCCCCUCCAAUCGUAG
Molecule: messenger RNA, 384 nt
Organism: Colletotrichum paranaense
Lineage: Eukaryota; Fungi; Ascomycota; Sordariomycetes; Glomerellales; Glomerellaceae
Exons: 2
Coding region: 1-384 (127 amino acids)
Source: RefSeq, a predicted model, not a curated record